AUGGAAUCAAUGAUUCCCUUCAUCUCCAGCCGCUGGGAACUUCGAGGAAGAGCUGUGGGUUCAGACCUAGGAAACCACUGCUUCCAGUUCAGAUUUGACUAUGCAGAAGAUCUGGAAAAAGUUCUGGAAAACAGACCUUACCAAUACGCAAGAUGGAUGCUCAUCCUCCAAAAAUGGGAACCCAUCAUCUCAUCCACGUUCCCUUCUCAGAUCCCUUUCUGGAUCCAGCUCAAAGGCAUCCCCCUGCACUAUUGGAAACGGGAGCUUCUCAGCAACAUUGGCCGAGAAAUCGAGUUGGGAAGACACUGCUCCUACUGCUACAGCCUGAACCACGAAGUGGAACUAUGCCUUGAGAACCCGCUUCCUCUUAAGCCUACAAGGAACUAUGCUGCAACAUCAAGGGAGAGACCUUACCACCAAUGCCAAGAUAGACACGGGAGACCUUUUAGAGAAAGACCUUCUACAAAACGAGCUGAAACUGCCAAAUCUACGGAACCUGAACGUCAGAAAUCCCCUUUGGUGAAUACACAGGCAGAGCGACAACAACAAACCACCAACCCCUCUCAACAGCACGGGGAACGCCAAGAUGACGCAAACCAACAGAUCCAACUCCCGCCAAGAUCAAACCACUACGAACGAAACCUCGGCCAAGCAUAUCCACGGAGAGGAAACCCCCGGAUCUCACUGACACGCCAAAUAUGGAGAGAGAAACGACCAAGUCUGGUGGAUUAG
This is a messenger RNA of Microthlaspi erraticum, 732 nucleotides long. NCBI's taxonomy places the organism in Eukaryota, Viridiplantae, Streptophyta, Magnoliopsida, Brassicales, Brassicaceae. The record is from the annotation of a GenBank genome assembly.